AAUACAGCCCAGUACAUUAUCCAUGUUGGUUUGUCAUUCUGUCGCUUGGUGAGGUGGCUUUGAUGUCUAGUCUGGUUUGAUGUGUUAUUUUGGUAUUGCUGCUAAUGUAUUCAUGAGUGUACUUGUCUAGAGUCGCCAUUGACAUUUUCACUGAGCCCGAUACGUACAAAGACAUCUGCAGUUUUAUCUCUCCACUGUUUUUGUUCCACAUACGCUGACCACUUUUUUAAUAGUUUCUUUCUAGCAUGUUCUGAACAUGGUUGUAGUCAUAAGCAUUUCAAUGUCUGUUCGGCAUACCUCUCACUAGAUUAAUUCUCUUUCCAUCAUUGUCUCAUGUUUUAUUUAUGUGUGUCUUUUAUUACUGUUCUCUUUAAAGAACCUGUAUCCAUUUUGUACUAAAUUGGCAUUACUUGAGCAUUGACUAUUAAAAAGGAGACGGGGCCCUCUGCUGGAAAAAGGAAGAACUGAAUCCAAUUUCAGAAAAAUAGGUUUUCACCAGAAGUUAUUUUCUAAAAUGAAUACAUGGAUAGGACUACAGUGGAACAGUUAUUUGGGGACUAACUGGCAGGUCUAAUUCUUUUCUAGUGUCUGUGUUCGCGUAUCGGUGUUGGAAGAUCCAUUUGCAGUUUGUAAAUUGACCUCGUCACAACAGCUUUGCCUUUAAAGGUGCCGGUAGCUGCCAGCGGUGACCCUGCUGUAUUCAGGCCAGGCUGUGUGGUAACGUGGGCACCCACACACUCAGAAGGCCACGUAUGGCCUGUAAAACGCUGAGCGAAGCAUCCGUCACAGUGUGGUUUCAAGUACACCUGGGCCUCAGGCUCUGUGUCAGACGGCCUAGACCUCUUUCCCAGGCACUGUUCUAAAAACAGUGGGAAUAAUCACUUAUCACUCGUGUCACUACUGGUGACGCUAUUUGAAAGGGCCCACAAAUGAACUGUGUGAAGCUUUCUUGAGAACUGCAUGAACAUUUCUAAAUAUUUGAUCUGUUUUAGAGUCAGACAUUUGAGCUGUGAGUUCUGUCACCAUUCUUGUCAUAAAUGGCAUUGUCGUCUUAUAGCAAGUUAAAAAAAUAAUUAACAGUAAAGCUGACGUGUAUAUUAAUGCACUAAUAAUUCAUUUAAGUUUAUGUAGUGCUUAUGGAGGGCUUUAUAUAGCUUUCUUUGGGACCCUCCCAAGACCCUGUUACUGAAUAUUUUGUCUGCCAUAUACAGUGAGCUCCACAAUGUUUGAGACAAAGACAUUUUUUCUUGAUUUUGCUCUCUACUGCACAAUUUCAUAUUUGUAAUCAAACAAUUCACAUGUGGUUAAUUGGACAUUCUCAGAUUUAUUUCUCUACAUUUUGGUUUCACCAUUUAUAAAUGACAACUUUUUUUACAUAGUCCCCCCAUUUCAGGGAAUCAUAAUGUUUGGGAGCAAUGGCUUCACAGGUGCUUCUGAUUAUUCGGAUUUGGUCAGUUGCUUCCUUAGUGCAAGUAUAAGAGAAUAUUCAGUAUCUGGUCUUGAUUCUAGGCUUUUGAUUGCCUUAGGAUUCUGUGAUUGGCAUUUGUCAACAUGAGGAGCAGAGUUGUGCCACUGAAAGUCAAGGAAGGCGAAAUAAGAAAAACCCCCUAACACCUGUCCAACAGAUCAGAAACACUCUUCAGGAUAUGUCAGUGACUACUGUCCACAGAAGAUUUUCAUGAACAGAACUGCAAAGGCUAGACUGCAAGGUGCAAACUACUAUCUAGUCACAAAUACAGUAUGGCCAAGUUACAGUUUGCUAAGAAGUACUUAAAAAAGCCUGCUUUUGGAAAAAGGUCUUGUGAACAAUUGAGACCAAGAUUCACUUGUAUCAGUAUUGAACCUGUGUUUCAUAUGAUGAAGAGAAAACUAGCUCCCAAAAGAAGCAGAAGUUCGCUGAAGAUGGCUACAGUACAGGCCUGGCAAAACAACACUAGAGAAGAUAUGCAGCAGCUGGUGAAGUCUAUGGGUCACAGACUUCAAGCAGUCAUUGCAUGCAAAGGAUAUGCAACACAGUACUAAACCUGACUGCUUUCAUUUACAUAUCAUUAAUAUGUUCUAAAUGGUAUAAUGCCCUGAAAUGGUGGGAGGGGCCCUAUGUAAUAAAAUAAAAGUGCUGUAAUUUCUACAUGGUGAAGCCAAAAUGUAUAAGAAAGACCCUUUAACACAAGCUGAGAAUGUAUAAUUUGCGAGCAGUUUGAUUACAAAUCUAAAAUGGUAGAGUACAGUGCCAAAUCAAGGGGGAAGAAAAAAAACCCAUCUCUGUCCCAAACAUGGAGCUCACUUAGAGGAUACAGCAACUUUAAUAAUUCAUUCUAUUUUUGUUUUAUCAUUCUUUCAUCCAUAGUCGCAUGCAGUCUCUGUGGUGCAAACAGUAGCCAGGAAGCAUGCCAUUGUCAUUUGUAUAUGAGCCACCCCUUCCAAUGUUUCACAAAUUACAGUAUGAUGAUGAUCAGAUUCCUGGUGAUAAGGAAAGAUUUGCCAGAGAGAACCACAGCGAGAUCGAGCGGCGCCGGCGGAACAAGAUGACCCAGUACAUCACGGAGCUGUCGGACAUGGUGCCCACCUGCAGCGCCCUGGCCCGCAAGCCCGACAAGCUGACCAUCCUGCGCAUGGCCGUGUCGCACAUGAAGAGCAUGCGGGGCACGGGGAACACCUCCACCGACGGGGCCUACAAGCCCUCCUUCCUGACCGAACAGGAGCUGAAGCACCUGAUUUUGGAGGCGGCGGACGGCUUCCUGUUCGUGGUGGCGGCGGAGACGGGCCGGGUGAUCUACGUGUCGGACUCGGUGACGCCCGUGCUGAACCAUCCGCAGCAGGAGUGGUUCGGGAGCACGCUGUACGACCAGGUCCACCCGGACGACGUGGACAAGCUGAGGGAGCAGCUGAGCACCUCUGAGAACUCCAUGACAGGGCGGAUCCUGGACCUGAAGACGGGCACAGUGAAGAAAGAGGGCCAGCAGUCCUCCAUGCGAAUGUGCAUGGGCUCCAGGCGGUCCUUCAUCUGCAGGAUGAGGUGUGGGAGUGCACCUUUAGACCACAUCUCAUUAAAUCGUCUGUCCAACAUGAGAAAGAGAUACAGGAACGGCCUGGGGCCCUCCAAAGAAGGGGAGGCGCAGUACUCGGUGGUGCACUGUACGGGAUACAUCAAAGCCUGGCCGCCUGCAGGCAUGACAAUACCAGACGAGGACUCUGAAGGAGGGCAAACCAGUAAAUACUGCCUGGUUGCAAUCGGAAGACUUCAGGUAACCAGCUGCCCGGUGUCCAUGGACAUGAACGGGCUGUCGGUGCCCACAGAGUUCCUCUCGCGCCACAACUCGGACGGCGUCAUCACCUUCGUCGACCCCCGUUGCAUCAACGUGAUUGGAUACCAGCCUCAGGACCUGCUUGGUAAAGACAUUUUAGAGUUCUGCCACCCUGAAGACCAGAGUCACCUGCGGGAGAGCUUUCAACAGGUGGUGAAGCUGAAGGGCCAGGUUCUCUCGGUGAUGUAUCGCUUCCGCAUGAAGAACAGGGAGUGGAUGCUGCUCCGAACCAGCAGCUUCACCUUCCAGAACCCGUACUCCGACGAAAUCGAGUACAUCAUCUGCACCAACACCAACGUCAAGCAGCUGCAGCAGCAGCAGCAGGCCGAGCUGGAGGUGCACCAGAGAGACGGCCUGUCGGCUUACGACCUCUCCCAGGUCCCUGUCCCCAGCGUGGGUGGCGCUGUCCACGAGGCGGGGAAGCCCAUCGACAAAUCAGAGGCCAUGUUCUCCCAGGAAAGGGAUCCCCGCUUUGCAGACAUGUACGCCGGGAUCUCAGGGCCCGAUAAAAAGAUGAUGGUCCCGUCGUCCACGGCCGGGGGGCAGCAGCUCUACUCCCAGGGGAGCCCUUUUCAGCCGGGGCAUUCUGGGAAAACCUUCAGCUCGUCCGUGAUUCACGUUCCCGGAGUCAACGACAUCCAGCCGUCGGCCACGGCCGGCCAGAACCUGGCCCAGAUCUCCCGGCAGCUCAACCCCAGCCAGGUGGCCUGGAGCGGCAGCCGGCCCCCCUUCUCCGGCCAGCAAAUCGCCUCGCAGUCUGGCAAGGCCCAGUCCUCUCCGUUCGGCAUCGGCUCCAGCCACAGCUACCCGGCGGACCCCUCCUCCUACAGCCCGCUGUCCAGCCCGGCCACGUCCUCCCCCAGCGGCAACGCCUACUCCAACCUGGCCAACCGCGGCGCCGCCUUCGAUGUUGCAGCUGAAGGCGGGCAGAGCGGGGGGCAGUUCCAGGGGAGGCCCUCGGAGGUUUGGUCGCAGUGGCAGAGCCAGCACCACAGCCAGCAGGGCAGCGAACAGCACUCGCACCCCCAGCCCAAUCAGACCGAGGUCUUUCAGGAUAUGUUGCCGAUGGCUGGGGAUCCGACGCAGGGGACGGCCAAUUACAACAUAGAAGAUUUUGCUGACUUGGGCAUGUUCCCACCGUUCUCCGAGUAGCAGCCGGGGCAGGGACAGGAGGAACUCACAAAUCUCGCAUUUCAUCACCAUCUUCGCACCCAAGCGAAUGCCUGAGCUCGGCGAAUGCCAGGCGUCAGGUGUCCAUCGCACACAGGAAUCAUUAACCAGUGUUCCCGGUCAGUCACUCACGUGUACUGUGUUCCAACUCUGCUUGAAAAGGACCACGUUCCAGUGAAAUCAGUAUCUACCAGGAAGAAGCGCUCGUAUUAACCUGUACGUGAUGUCAGUGUUCUGCAGAAUCUUCAAGUUCCAGGGGGAAUUAAGGCCCCUCCUGUUUCUUUCACAGAGCUUCGCUGAACCGAUUCGGGUUAUGCGAGGCCCAACAUCUUGCCAUACUUUUCUGCUUCUCGCCAGCGUUACGUGAAGCUUGCUGUGUGAAAUAUUGUAUUUGUGGCGCUCUCUUCAUAAUCUAGGUAAACUAAUUCAAAAGUUGAAGGAUGCAAUUUGCUUAAAACAUGUAAGUGAAGAUUAACUGAAGUUUUUGAAGAAGUUGCUUGUAUUAAGGUGAAGCUUUAAGUGCACUUCAUGAAGCUAAUAUCACCAGCCUCCAGGCCUUUCCAAGGGAAAAAAUACGUCAUGCAGUUAAAGCACUGCCCAGUGCAUCUUGUGUCCAUGGGGUAGUCGCAAUUCUUUGUUACAUUAUCUAAUCUUUGUGUAAAGGAAUUGGAGUAAUUUGUAGUCAGGAUAUUUUACACAUAAAAGUGUGUAUACUGUGUAGCAGUGACGAAUGAGAGAGGGAUCAUGUAUCCAAAUCCUUUUUGCUAAAUCAGAUGGAUGUUUUUUGUACAUAAUGUGAUUUUUAUGUUUACUUGGUUUUCCUAAACAUACACAGCUAUACACAUUUGUGUAGUUUUAAUAUUGUGAGCAAUGUCAGUAUGUCAGUUUAACUAUCACUCUUUUAGUUAGCUUAAUUGUACAUUGAGUUUUAGACUUGUAAAAAUUGUGUAAAUGUGAUCUAUUAUUUUUGUGUAACUUUAUAAACAAAUGUGCUUGUGUCAAUAAAUGAGUAUGUAUCUGC
This is a messenger RNA of Anguilla anguilla (European eel), 5496 nucleotides long. Its product is annotated as aryl hydrocarbon receptor nuclear translocator 2. The record is from RefSeq and is a predicted model, not a curated record. Lineage: Eukaryota; Metazoa; Chordata; Actinopteri; Anguilliformes; Anguillidae. The transcript has 18 exons. The coding region runs from base 2388 to 4457 and encodes 689 amino acids. Gene Ontology annotation, biological process: regulation of transcription by RNA polymerase II. Gene Ontology annotation, molecular function: RNA polymerase II cis-regulatory region sequence-specific DNA binding; DNA-binding transcription factor activity, RNA polymerase II-specific; protein dimerization activity. Gene Ontology annotation, cellular component: nucleus; cytoplasm; transcription regulator complex.